AUGUCCCAGAAGCUCGGCGAAAAGACCUUGUACAUCUUCGCUGCUUACAACGCCAUCACCAUUCCCAUGAUCUGGGCGCUCUACCCGGCGACCUCUCAGCGCACACUCGAAGAAAGAAACCUGCUCUUCGCGUCAGAUAGUAUCUGGAAUUGGGAAGCGGAGAAGAAUCUUGCCUUGUUGAGGGAAUAG
This is a messenger RNA of Cladophialophora yegresii CBS 114405, 189 nucleotides long. RefSeq lists its product as uncharacterized. Bases 1 to 189 code for a protein of 62 amino acids. Lineage: Eukaryota; Fungi; Ascomycota; Eurotiomycetes; Chaetothyriales; Herpotrichiellaceae. The transcript has a single exon. The record is from RefSeq and is a predicted model, not a curated record.